AAAAAACCAUUUGAUUUUUUAUAUAACAUGUUACCAUGCUGUGUAAUGUUUCAUACAACAAUAUUUCUACAUUAUUAUUUAAGAAUGAUUGUGCGUAAGGGUUGGUUUAUAAGUUGAUUGUUCUUCUAUAAAUCGACCAUGAUUGGCCAAUUUCUUACGGUUACGGUUAUUAUAAACCAACUUUAAUUGAUACGCUGCAAGCCUAAUUGGAAAAAUGCGCUUGAUCCACCCGAUCAGUAAAUUUUGUUGAUACAUGUGUAUGCCAUCAUUACCUACUGAAUCGGGUCUGCCACUGCCAGCCCCUGGUAGUGUCCGAGUAUGCAAUUCACAUACUGCGCUGUAUGUAUCUGCAACACCUUGUACAAAGAUUAAAAUCAACUCAACAAUAAAUUUACGUUAUGAUUUGUUACAUUACAUUACUGCUAUUGUGAAUAAUAGGAGAAGUGGUUUAAACAUGCCGUGCUGGUAUUAUGAGAAGAAAGAACUUCGCAACACACCAUCUAUUCAAGAUGGUAUCGAUUAUGAGACAGAAUGUAGAUAUCGAAAAGAAGGUGCUCGUUUUAUUAUAGACACUGGUACAAAAAUGGAUUUAGGUUAUAAUACAAUGGCAACAGGUGUUGUUUACUUUCAUCGAUUCUACAUGUUCCAUUCGUUCAAAAACUUUCCACGAUAUGUAACGGCUUGCUGCUGUUUACUCUUAGCUGGUAAAGUUGAAGAAACCCCAAAGAAAUGUAAGGAUAUUAUAAGGACUGCCAAAACUUUAGUAUCAGAACAAAAGUUUAUGACGUUUGGUGAAGAUCCCAAAGAAGAAGUAUUAACCUUGGAGAGAAUAUUAUUACAAACUAUUAAAUUUGAUUUGCAAGUGGAACAUCCAUAUAGUUAUUUACUAAAAUAUGCAAAAUGUCUAAAAGGUGAUAAGAACAAAUUGCAAAAGAUGGUUCAAAUGGCUUGGACAUUUGUCAAUGACAGUUUAUGUACUACUUUAUCGCUACAAUGGGAACCAGAAAUCAUAGCUGUCGCUCUAAUGUAUUUGGCAGGAAAGUUAAGCAAAUUUGAAGUGGUAGAUUGGGUUGGAAGACAACCGAAACAUUUACGCUGGUGGGAUAUGUUUGUUGAAGAUGUGACUAUGGAUCUUCUAGAAGAUAUUUGUCAUCAGGUACUGGAUUUGUAUUCACAAGCUAAUAAUACAAAACCACCAGAUUCGCCGCCUAUGAUACCAUCUAGCGAGGUGUGCAGAGAACGAUCCAUUAUUGCUACUACUACAGAAUCUGCAUCUAACACACCAAACGUUACACCUGGAAAGUCUUGUAAAAGCAUCGAAGCGUCAACGGUGUCUGCAAACGGAUGUCCUACUACAGAUGUCACGGAUACGAUAAAACCAAUAGAUACCUUGACACCACAUUUUUCCACAUACUCGACGAAUUUUACGUCCAACAAUACAAAUUAUCCACCGGCGUUUCCACCUGCAAACGUUUCGGUUCCUCCUCCUCCUGUAAAUACAAUGAAUCAUAUCGUGCCAACGAUACAUCAUAUUGGAUCAUCUGCUACUAUUCGUCCUACACCACCGUCGGCACCAUCUACCAAUCAGACCACUUUUCAACCAUAUUCUUACUCUACAAAUGCGUCGUAUUUUUCAGCGAAUAAUCCAAUUCCAUCAAGCGCACCGCCGCGUAAUUAUUAUCCACCACAACCAUAACAGAAAAUAAUGUAUGCCGCGUAUCCAUUAUAAAGUUGCAUCAAUAUUAUCUAAUGUAAGCUGCGUUACUAUCUUAAUUAAAAGUGAAUAUUAGGAUAGUGAAGAUAUUAAUUUAUCUGUAAAUACACACGUAUGUUGUACUUUUAUAUCUGUAUUCUGUUAUCAACAGAAUAUUAACUAAACAUGUAAACUCUUUUUUCUACUAUAAAUGAAAUAAUUUUUUUUAACUUUUUUAUUUAUAAAGUUCCAAUGUAUAAACGAAACAAAAUUUAAUAUUCGCUUAAAGCUCCAAUUUAUUUAGUGCAAUCAUGGAUUGAUAACAACAGAGGUAAGAAAAUAAACCAUAAUUCUUGCAACGUACAUUAAAAUAAAAAUGUUUUUCAAUAAAUUAGCAUUUGUAUAUA
Molecule: messenger RNA, 2100 nt
Organism: Solenopsis invicta (red fire ant)
Lineage: Eukaryota; Metazoa; Arthropoda; Insecta; Hymenoptera; Formicidae
Gene: CycK
Product: cyclin-K
Exons: 8
Coding region: 254-1696 (480 amino acids)
Biological process (GO): positive regulation of DNA-templated transcription, elongation; regulation of transcription by RNA polymerase II
Cellular component (GO): nucleus; cyclin/CDK positive transcription elongation factor complex
Molecular function (GO): cyclin-dependent protein serine/threonine kinase activator activity
Source: RefSeq, a predicted model, not a curated record